UGGGCCGGGCUGCCAGCCCCUCGCGACCCGCCGGCUGACAGUGGGAGGAGCCGGCCUCGAGGGCUGGGGUCGCGCCGGAGCCCCCGACGGGCGAGCCGGACCGGGAGCCUCGCGCAGGCCGGGCGCGCGGCGGGAGGGCUGCUGGGGCCACGCCGCCGGCUCCCCGCACUGAUCGCGCCGCGGUGGGGCGGGGGGCUUCGCAGGCCGACAUGCUGCUGGAGGAGGUCCGCGCCGGCGACCGGCUGAGCGGGGCCGCGGCUCGAGGCGACGUGCAGGAGGUGCGCCGCCUUCUGCACCGGGAGCUGGUGCACCCCGACGCCCUGAACCGCUUCGGCAAGACGGCGCUGCAGGUCAUGAUGUUUGGGAGCUCCGCCAUUGCCCUGGAGCUCCUGAAGCAAGGGGCCAACCCCAACAUCCAGGACGCCUCCGGCACCACUCCGGCUCAUGACGCGGCUCGCACUGGAUUCCUGGACACCCUGAGGGUGUUGGUGGAACAUGGCGCUGAUGUCAACGCACCUGAUGGCACAGGCGCGCUCCCCAUCCAUCUGGCGGUGCGGGAGGGCCACAACGCUGUCGUCAGCUUCCUGGCUGCUGAGUCUGAUCUCCAUCACAGGGAUGCCAGGGGGCUCACCCCCCUGGAGCUGGCUCGGGGAAGAGGGGCGCAGGAUCUCAUGGACAUACUGCAGGGGCACACGGUGGCACCGCUGUGACCCGGGGCCAACCUCUCCUCCGGCAUCAGGACCCAGCUGCGUUCUAUGUCAGAAGAGGAGGAAAGAAACACUUUCUCCCCUAGCUCCUCCUGACCACUGCCGAAGGGGAGGGGCCCCAGUUUGUGGCUUGUUGGUGUUGAUUUCUGGAGUGUGUGUGUUCGAGGGCCAUUUCUCAUUUCUUUUUCUCACCCCUUUUGGUGUAUCGAGCAGAGAAGGGCUCCUGCAGGCAGCAACAACGUAAACGGUUCAGUUUCCUCCACGCCCCGGGCUGCUGGGGCCGCAGACGAGGCCCAAGGGCAGAGCGUUUAAAAGCCCAGCCCGAGUGAGGUCAUCGCUUCCAGGGCUCCUGGAACCUGGCGACCUUGGCCGGCUGCACCCAGAGAGAGACCUCAAGUGUGCACACUGCUUUCGGGCAUCGGGGGAGGGGGGUAUUCCAAAUCAAUAAAAGGGUAGUAUGAGUUCAUUCCUAUUUUGUUGGAAGCUUGUUUUCCAGUCUCUUGUACAGCGUUAAAAAAAAGAAAAGAUUCUAUUUAUUAAGCUUUAUGGAAAAAAUUGUUGUGUGUGAUAAUUUAAUGUUUUUACCCAUUAAAUUAAGACUUGUGCCUGA
Messenger RNA from Equus caballus (horse), 1317 nucleotides. It is a transcript of the gene CDKN2D, whose product is annotated as cyclin dependent kinase inhibitor 2D. The record is from RefSeq and is a predicted model, not a curated record. Gene Ontology annotation, molecular function: protein binding. Gene Ontology annotation, cellular component: nucleus. NCBI's taxonomy places the organism in Eukaryota, Metazoa, Chordata, Mammalia, Perissodactyla, Equidae.